AGAUAGAAUCAAACAUUUUUAAACAAAUACUAACAUUAAUGUAAAAAGAGCCAGUCUUUUUAACAGUAGUACACACACACACCCUCUCUCUUCCUUAUAAAUUUACUCCCAUCAGUAAUUCAAUCUCACUUCAUACAGUUUCUUUCUCCACUCUCAUUUUCUUCACAAUAAUUCGCUUUCAAAUCUUGAAAAAACCAGCAAAAAUGGUGGCCAAGAAGCCAAGAAUUGUCAUUAUCGGAGCCGGAAUGGCAGGUUUAACAGCAGCAAACAAGCUCUACACUUGUUCAAAAGACACGUUCGAGCUCUGUGUAGUUGAAGGAGGUUCAAGAAUCGGCGGCAGAAUCAACACGUCGGAAUUCGGCGGUGACAGAAUAGAGAUGGGCGCUACGUGGAUCCACGGCAUUGGCGGCAGCCCAGUUCAUAAAAUUGCUAAAGAAAUCAAUUCUUUAGAGUCUGACCAGCCGUGGGAGUGUAUGGAUGGGUUCUUAGAAGAAUCAAGAACCGUUGCUGAAGGUGGGUUCGAGCUUAACCCGUCUCUUGUCGACUCCAUUUCGAAUCUUUUCAAGAAUCUCAUGGAUUUUGCUCAAGGGAAAUUUGUUCAAUCUAGUGAAAAUCAUGAACUAAUUGAUUUCUUUAAGGUAGCAGCUUCAAAGAUUAACGGUAAUAAAAAGAUUAGUGUCGGUUCUUUUCUCAGACAAGGUCUUGAAGCUUACUGGGAUUCUGUUCAAGAAGGGCAAAAUGGUAAUUUGAGCAAGAAAUUGUUCGAAGAAGCUGUGUUUGCUGUUCAUGAAAAUAUUCAAAGAACUUACACUUCUGCAGGUGAUCUCUUAACCCUAGAUUUUGAUGCUGAGAGUGAAUACAAAAUGUUUCCUGGUGAGGAGAUUACAAUUGCAAAAGGGUACUCAACAAUUAUUGAAUCUUUAGCUUCUGUUCUUCCUAAAGGCUUAAUUCAACUAGGCCGAAACGUUUCAAGAAUCGAAUGGCAGCAGCACCAAUCUGAAGGAAUAAUUGAGAAUCAUUUCGAACCGGUUAAGCUACAUUUCAGCGACGGAUCAGUAAUGGGUGCUGAUCAUGUUAUAGUCACAGUUUCGCUCGGUGUACUUAAAUCCGGAAUUCGUCAAGAUUCGGGUUUGUUUAAUCCUCCCCUCCCAUUUUUCAAAACUGAAGCUAUUUCAAGAUUAGGGUUUGGUGUUGUCAACAAGCUUUUUCUGCAACUGAUGAGUCAAGAUGGUGGCAAAACAAAGUUUCCAUUUCUGCAAAUGGCGUUUCAUAGAGAAGAUUCAGAGCUAAGGCAAAGAAAAAUCCCAUGGUGGAUGAGAAGAACAGCUUCAAUAACUCCAAUUUACAAGAAUUCAAACGUGCUUUUAUCUUGGUUUGCAGGUAAAGAAGCACUAGAGCUUGAAUCUGUAACCGAUGAAGAGAUUAUCAAUGGAGUCUCAUCAACAAUCUCCAACUUUCUACCCCAAAACAAGAGAUUCAGCUCUAAUAAUGGGAUUAAUGGAAUCGAAGAGAUUAAAUUCAGCAAAAUCUUGAGAAGCAAAUGGGGAAAUGAUCCACUGUUCUUGGGAUCUUACAGUUAUGUAGCAGUGGGAUCAAGUGGAGAUGAUAUGGAUAAAUUAGCAGAGCCGUUACCGAAGAUUAAUGGUGAAAAUAAGAGUGGUCAUCAACUUCAAAUUUUAUUUGCAGGUGAAGCAACCCAUAGAACACAUUAUUCAACAACUCAUGGUGCUUAUUUUAGUGGUCUUAGAGAAGCUAAUAGGCUUCUUCAACAUUAUCAUUGUCUUGGGGUUUAGACACCUAGCUAGUGUAUUACUAUAUAAUCUUUUUUUUUCCUUUUUCUUUUUUGGCCCUUUUUCUUUAUUUAAAGACAAUUAUUAGACAAUUAAUUUGGUGGUAUCUUUUUUUUUUGUUUUAAUUUUUAUUUAUUAAUUUUUUAUCUAA
Messenger RNA from Mercurialis annua (annual mercury), 1941 nucleotides. RefSeq names its product probable polyamine oxidase 5. Gene Ontology annotation, molecular function: polyamine oxidase activity. Bases 204 to 1793 code for a protein of 529 amino acids. The transcript has a single exon. NCBI's taxonomy places the organism in Eukaryota, Viridiplantae, Streptophyta, Magnoliopsida, Malpighiales, Euphorbiaceae. The record is from RefSeq and is a predicted model, not a curated record.